CAGCGACAUAAGGCGUUUUGAAUACCAAUGCAGAAACAGAUGCGCUCAUAAAAUUUGUGACGAGUUCGACUGUCGACUGAACGUUUGCCAUAACUCCGAUGGAGAGCACAUUGGACAUUUGGGAAAGGCCACAGCUGGAGUUCCGCCGACUGGAUGGCGAUGUGGGCCGGCGGCUGGACGCGCUGUUCGGCGUUCCAGACUGCCUGCUGGAGGUGAACCCGGGCCGCGUGCUGCUGCCUCCAGAGUUCAAAGAGCUGGCCGACCGCAUCCUCGACCUCACCGUCUACCCGGACGACGUCUGGCUAGUCUCCUACCCACGCACAGGUAGCACAUGGGCACAAGAGAUGGUGUGGUGCAUUGCCAAUGAUCUGGAUUUCAAGAAGGCUAAAGAAACAAUGCAGCAGUUGAGGACACCAUUGCUUGAGCUUUCAGCAAUUAUGGUAGAUGAUAAUAAGGAAUGGAUGAAAGAACUUGGAAAUUCUGUUGAUUUGGUUGAAAAAAUGCCAAGGCCUCGCUUCAUUAAAAGCCAUUUACCUCUGGAGUUGUUACCUACACAAAUUAAUGUUGUGAAACCCAAGAUAGUAUAUGUGGCAAGAAAUCCAAAGGAUAUGUGUGUGUCUUACUACCACUACUGCAUGUUGAUUCACAACCUAAAGGGCACAGUUGAAGACUUCUGUGACUUGUUUCUCAAGGACCGUGCUCCUGUUGGCCCUGUAUGGAAUCACAUACUUGGAUUUUGGAAGAAAAGACAUGAACCAAACAUAUUAUUUCUCAAGUAUGAAGAUAUGAAAAGGGAUCAAAAAGGAGCUAUUCGUAAAGCAGCAGCUUUCUUGGGUAAGACUCUCGCGGAAGAACAGGUAAACCAGCUGGCUGAAUACCUCAGCUUUGGUAAUAUGAAGAAAAAUCCAGCAGUAAACCUUGAGCCAAUUAUUGCAAGGAAAAAUGGUCCCGAAUUUCUUAAUAAGAGUGACCUCCGAUUCAUUCGGAAGGGUGAAAUUGGAGACUGGAAAAACCAUAUGAGUGAAGAAAUGGCUGCUCGUUUUGAUGCUUGGACUGAAGAAAACAUCAGGGGAACAGGUCUUACUUUUGACUGAAAAAGCAUAGUGCCCAUUCUCCCUGAAAACUAAAUACUGAAAAUGAUUUCCAUCAUUUCAUGUUACAAACAGCUACUGCUCAACAACUGAAUCAGUGCACUUCAAAUGUUGCCCUAUACAAAGCAAAGUACAGCGGUAGUGUGGACUCUGUGAUGCAAAUUUUGUUGGAAUGUGGAUCCUACUGUGCUGAGUUUUGUGCCAGUUUAAGAAAAUUCUGCCAUACAGAAUGUUAUUUGGCACUGCCCGCCCCCGCAUCCCCCCCCCCUCCCCCCCCUCCCACCUGCUCUCCUCUCCUCCUGUUCAUCACAUACUUUCACCUGUGUCUGUUUUCAUAACUAAUUAUGAUACAAUUGUAUGCCUAUUUUGUAAUUGUACACCUCUACCCCCCUCCCCCUUUCCAUAUCAGCUUGACACCUCAAGUACCUGCUUGUGUUGCUUAGGCCUUAAAUCAGCCUUGGCUGAGCUAGAUUAACUAUAGUAGUUUUUACUUUAGAAAGGAUAAAAAAUUGUGCAAAUGUAUCUUUUAUUCACAAUUUAUUUACAGAAUGUACAAAAAGUUACAUUAUAAAAAAGGUUACUGGAACUGAAGUAUUAGUUUUAAAUGCAAAAACAAUAAAAUACAUUCAAAAUGAAGAAAAUUGAAAGAAGUCAGAAUUUAAGACCUUAUUGUUACAUGAGGUUAAUGUGAGAAAAAUACAGUUAUUACUCUUGUCAAAUUCAUGCAUAUGCAGUUCAAUAAAAUAAAUGUAGGUAUGCAGUGGAUGACUACUGACUAAGUAGCAUGGCACUUCUUACAACAUCUUUGGCUAUUAAUUCAUCAUUUUUAAUUCUGUAAGAAGUCAUUUUAAAAAGACAUGCAGAGCCAAACUUAUCUUGUUAGUUUCUUGGAGAGCAUAUAGUUUUGUACUUGGAUAUUAAGACAAAGACAGUAACCUUACUUAAUAGCUGAAUGUAUCAGCGAGGUAACACAAC
Molecule: messenger RNA, 2066 nt
Organism: Schistocerca piceifrons (Central American locust)
Lineage: Eukaryota; Metazoa; Arthropoda; Insecta; Orthoptera; Acrididae
Gene: St2
Product: luciferin sulfotransferase
Exons: 7
Coding region: 99-1094 (331 amino acids)
Biological process (GO): sulfation
Cellular component (GO): cytoplasm
Molecular function (GO): sulfotransferase activity
Source: RefSeq, a predicted model, not a curated record